AUGUCGACCGUCACAGUAGACCACCCUUCAAUAGGAUCGGUCAAGGGCCUUGAGGGCGAUGGCGUAUAUCAAUUCCUAGGGGUCCAAUAUGCCACCCUCGACGACAGACUUGCUGAAGCUCAAGUCAAAUCAACAUAUGAAAGUCCAGUUGAUGCCACAAGCCACGGACCCUCUUCGUUCUCUCCCCCAAAUGGAUACGACAACGAGAUGCUGUUCAUUCAGCGAUCAAUGCCCAAGCCACCCAUUGUCCACUCGGACUUGGAGUGCUUAAAUCUAAACAUCACAGUGCCGAAAGGCCAGAGUGGUGUCGAUCUCACAAAGCAGAAGCUCCCCGUCUUCAUUUGGAUGCACGGAGGAGGCUUCGUUGUCGGAGCGAACUCCUGGCCGCAUUAUGACCACGCCAAACUCGUCAAGCUGGCCAGUGACAAUGGAGUGCCUGUGAUUGGUGUGGGCAUCAACUUCCGUCUAGGUCUUCCCGGCAUGUUGACUUCGUCGGAAUUGCGCCAACGGGGCUACCAACCCAACAACGGACUUCGAGAUCAGAGGGCGGCUUUCCGCUGGGUCAAGCAGCACAUUGCCGGGUUUGGGGGUGAUCCAGACAACAUCACCGUUAUUGGCGAGAGUGCCGGAGCAGUUGCGACCACGUUCCAUCUGUACUCCAAAGAGCCGCUGUUCAACCGCGCAAUAGCGACAGGUGGUACCUGCCUCCUUGUCCCAGCGUUCGCUCCCGAACAGCAAGAACAUACUUACCAGCAGGUACUGUCCAUCCUGGGCCUUGAGAAGCUCGAUGCCGAACAACGGAUCCAAAAGCUUUUGACACUACCCAUGGACGAGGUCAUUGCGAAACUGCCGCCGUCUGUCGCGUUCUUGCCCACAGUGGACGGCGAGAUUAUCCCUGUACAGCCGACGUUUGCGGGAGUGGCCGAUAAAUCGGAUCAAAGCAUGCCUGGUAAGCAGUGGGCGGAGGCUUUGAUGAUCGGACACAGCGAGUUUGAUGCCUCGGUACUUGGAUUCAUGCUGGGACACCUGAAGUCAGGCAUUCGGGAAAAGUUCGCAGCAUCAGUGAGGUCUUCUCUCUCGGCGACACCCGAGAUUGCAGAGUCCCUCCUCGACGCCUACGGCUUCAACGACUCGACGCUCGACGACGAAGCUGCGUUCAUCAAAUUCCUCGAGUUCGUCAACGACGUCAGCUUCUUCGGCGCAACCACCUGCUUCGCCCGCGGCUGGCCACUGUCAACCGCCUCCGAGCCCAAGAUCUUCACUUUCUUCUUCAACGAGCCCAACCCCUGGCCCGGCGCGUACCAGGGUCGAGCAACCCACGUCCUCGACGUCGUGUUUCUGUUCCAGAACCACAACCAGAACUUGCCGCCCGCGCAGAGGGCCGCCGCUGAGGCCUUCGGAAUGGACUUGGUCAGGUUCGUGGCUGGGCAAAGGCCGUGGCAGGGGUACACGCCGGAGAAGAGGGCGGCGAAGAUAUUCGGCCCGUCCAGGGGGGAAGAAGCAAAGGCGAAUGCCAAGGUUAUUGAGGAUGCGGAAUCGUUGGAGACGGGAAGAGGCAAGGCCAUCCUGGACAUUGGGGACAAGGUGGGGUUUUAUAAAUUGAACGAGACGAUUGCGAGGUUCAGACUGGGUCUUUGA
Molecule: messenger RNA, 1638 nt
Organism: Fonsecaea multimorphosa CBS 102226
Lineage: Eukaryota; Fungi; Ascomycota; Eurotiomycetes; Chaetothyriales; Herpotrichiellaceae
Exons: 5
Coding region: 1-1638 (545 amino acids)
Source: RefSeq, a predicted model, not a curated record